Molecule: messenger RNA, 1506 nt
Organism: Desarmillaria tabescens
Lineage: Eukaryota; Fungi; Basidiomycota; Agaricomycetes; Agaricales; Physalacriaceae
Product: cytochrome P450
Exons: 12
Coding region: 1-1506 (501 amino acids)
Molecular function (GO): iron ion binding; oxidoreductase activity, acting on paired donors, with incorporation or reduction of molecular oxygen; monooxygenase activity
Source: RefSeq, a predicted model, not a curated record
AUGAUCGCUACUCUUCUCGCUUUUGCUAGUACGCUCUUCUUGAUAACAUGGCUGAAUCGGAGAUCAGGAUAUCCCUCGCAUUUGCCUCCAGGUCCUAAGCCCACCCCAAUUCUCGGAAAUCUGGGUGACUUCACUUCCAAAGAACUUUGGGUGAAGGCAGCGAAAUGGGCAGACAAAUACGGUGACGUGUGUUACCUCCAUGUCUUUGGAUGGAGCGUUAUAUUUCUUAGCAGUCCAGAUGCUGCCUUCGAGCUCCUCGAAAAGCGUGGGGCGAUGUACUCCGACAAGCCGAAGCUGAAAAUGGUUGGUGACCUAUGUGGAUGCAGGAAAUUGCUCCCGUUCCUUAGUUAUAGCUCUGAGUUCACUCAACAACGGCGCUACCUCAAACAAACUCUCGGCUCUCGAAGUAUACCUGCUUACUACUCUACAAUUCGAGCAUCGACCAACUCAUUCCUUGUCGAACUCAUCAACUCGCCUUCCCAGUACCUUGAACACCUGCGAAAAUACGCUGGAGGUCUGGUGCUGUCCGUCGGGUACGGUUAUCAAGUGCGCAGUACAGACGACAAGUUCCUUGUUCAAGCAGAAGAAUGUGUACAACUCCUUGCGAACCGCAUUGUAGCCGGAAGCGGGAUAUGGCUAGUAGAUGUCUUUCCGGUGAUGGCAUACCUUCCAUCCUGGAUGCCAGGGGCAGGAUUCAAGAAGAAAGCGAUGCUAUGGAAGAGAAUGAUGAGAGAGUUUGUGGAUGCGCCUUUCGAGGAAGCAAAGGCAUCAGUGAAAUCAGGAACGAUCCUUCCCUCCUUCUGCUCUGACAUUCUCGGCGGCGACGAGCCCCUCAACUCUUCGGAAGAAGAGAAUAUCAAGUACAGUGCAAACUCGAUGUUCGCUGCCAGUGCGGAUACGACUGUGACAACAAUGUCUCAUUUCAUUCUGGCCAUGAUGCUCUACCCCGACGUUCUAAAGAAAGCUCAAGCAGAAAUCGACCAAGUUAUUGGACCUGACCGACUUCCAGAUCUGAAUGAUAGACCUGCGUUACCUUAUGUGGACGCGAUCAUGUUGGAAGUAUGGCGUUGGGGUGCACCCGUUCCGCUGAAUCUACCUCAUUGUGUCCGACAAGAUGACCAAUACCGUGGGAUGUAUAUCCCCAAAGGUUCUUUCAUUAUUGUCAACAUAUGGGCCAUACUUCGCAAUGAGCAGUUAUUUCCUGAGCCGGAAAUUUUCAGACCCGAACGAUUCUUGCCAGUCCCCGGCGUCGUCCCCGACCCAAGACAGGAUCCCCGGAAUUAUGUUUUUGGUUUUGGGAGAAGGUAUUUGCGCUGUCCCGGUGCCGACCUCUCCGAGUCCUCCAUAUGGCUCCUCAUCGCCUCAAUGAUCGCCGUGUUGGAUAUCAGGAAGCCUGACGCAGGGGAUAUUCCGGUACGAUACAAUAAUUCGGUAUUCAGGGUGCCCGAUAAGCUGCAAUGCGAGAUCAAACCUAGGUCGGAUAAUGUAUUAAGUUUGCUUGAAUAA